Messenger RNA from Humulus lupulus (European hop), 3184 nucleotides. RefSeq names its product inactive leucine-rich repeat receptor-like serine/threonine-protein kinase At1g60630. The record is from RefSeq and is a predicted model, not a curated record. The coding region runs from base 820 to 2838 and encodes 672 amino acids. NCBI's taxonomy places the organism in Eukaryota, Viridiplantae, Streptophyta, Magnoliopsida, Rosales, Cannabaceae. Gene Ontology annotation, biological process: protein phosphorylation. Gene Ontology annotation, molecular function: ATP binding; protein kinase activity; protein binding. The transcript has 3 exons.
UUUUUUUUUUUCUUUCACUUUUAUUUAAAUUAUAAUAAUAAAGUUGGCACUGUUCCUACUCUUGCUUUGUAUUUUUAUAUCUCUUUCAUCCCAUUUCUUGAGCAGAGUGAGUGAGUGUGAGGGAGUCUCUCUCUCUCUCUUGUAUUAUUUGGAACACAAUAUACAGAGUACAGAUCAUUGAAGUUGUGCACUGUAUAAUUUUUUGGCAUAGCUGGAUUUGUUUAAACAAUAUGAAAAAUAAUGGAGAAGAGAGAAGAAGAGAGAGAGAAAGAGAAAGGUUCCAUUAUAUGUGGUGGAGUCUGCAAGUUCUGAGAUGAGUUCACGUGAAGUUAUGUCCGUGAGUAUUGCGAGCGUAGCAAAUGAGUCCGCGGAACGAUGCCUUAAUUCCACCAACCCAAAGCUCUUCGUGUCUCCUCCGCCAUUUUCAUUAAUGAAUUUCUAGACUCAGCUGCUUUUACCAUUGGACCAGCUCCACUCCUCUUCCGCCAUUAAUGCUCUUCAACAAAGCUUAUAUAUUUUCCCCCUUCUAUGGUUCAAAUGGGUUUCGACCACUUUCGAGUAUGGAAGAUUGUAGAUCUUGAAGUUCUGGUCAUGGAAAGCGAUUGUAAGAAAGCGCCAAAAUUUUAUCAGUCACAGAGGUAAAAAGAGAAAGUGAACAGAAAAAGAGAAAAAUCGGAAAAAAAUAAUUAUAAUUUUUGCUCUUUUGGUUUUUUUCUAUUCAUGGAAACAAAUAUAGAUAGAUUUAUUGACAAUAUUUGAAGGGUUUUAUUAUAUUUAUAUUUGUUUGAUUGGAGUAGUAGUGGUGGUAGAUUGGUGGUAAUGGUUUCACAGUCAAGGUACUACUACUCUGGUUUUUUCUUUUUCUUCGGGUUGUUGUUAUUGGUUUGUGUGGUUCGAUCAGACGAUGGAGAAACGCUUAUGCGUUUAAAAUCAACGAUAGAUCCUGGAGAUUCACUCCCAUGGAGAGGGAGUACGGAGCAAGUGUGCCAAUGGAAAGGGGUAAAGGAAUGCAUGAAUGGAAGGGUCUCGAAGCUGGUACUGGAGUUUCUCAACUUGACUGGGGUUUUGGACCAGAAGAUCUUGGACCGUUUGGAUCAACUUCGUGUUCUCAGCUUCAAAGGAAACUCCAUUAAAGGUCCAAUCCCCGAUCUCUCUGGUCUUGCUAAUCUCAAAUCCCUUUUUCUCAACGAAAACGAUUUCUCCGGUGAUUUUCCGGCAUCCAUUUCGGGGCUUCACAGGUUAAAGGUCGUAGUCCUUGCCGACAAUAACAUCUCUGGUAAAAUACCAGCGACUCUGCUCAAUCUUCGACGACUCUACUUUCUCGACUUGCGGAAUAAUCUGUUGACAGGUGAGAUCCCUCCGUUUAAUCAGACUAGUCUCCGAUUCUUCAACGUUUCGAAUAAUCGACUCUCCGGAGCUAUUCCUGUAACGUCGUCACUUGUUCGAUUCAACUCCUCGUCAUUCUCCGGCAAUGUCGAUCUCUGCGGAGUUCAGAUUCAGAAUCCAUGCGGGAACGAGGCCGGUCUCAGUCCGUCCAUAAGUCCAUUUUCGCCAUUGAUGCCUAGCUCGAGAAAAUCUUCGAAGCGCACCAGACUGAUCAAGAUUAUUGCCGGGACGGCCGGCGGCGCGGCGAUUCUCCUCAUUUGCGUGCUUCUUCUGUGGAUGGUUUGCCGGAGUCGCAAUCGCCGGAGAGAUUCUUCCGGCGAGGCCAAGAACAAAGGGGUGGUAGCAGGGGGAGGAGCUCACAUUCCCAGCGCGGAAGGAGGCGGAGGGGACGAGGGCGGGAACGGCGGCGGCAGGAGAGGUAAUAACGGCGGAAAACAGGGAGGGUUUUCGUGGGAAGGAGAGGGUCUAGGGAGUCUGGUGUUCUGCGGGACAGGGGAUCAGCAAAUGAAUUACAGCUUAGAAGAUUUGCUCAAGGCAUCGGCGGAGACUCUGGGGAGGGGUAGUAUCGGAAGUACAUAUAAAGCUGUUAUGGAGUCUGGGUUCAUAGUGACUGUGAAAAGACUCAAAGAUGCCAAAUACCCUAGGCUAGACGAGUUCAGAAGACAGAUGGAGGUUCUUGGUAGGCUGAGGCAUCCCAACUUGGUCCCACUUAGGGCUUACUUCCAGGCUAGGGAAGAACGCCUGCUCGUAUACGAUUAUUUCCCCAACGGCAGCCUCUUCUCUCUAAUUCAUGGUUCAAGAACCUCAGGAGGUGGAAAGCCUCUUCAUUGGACAUCAUGCCUUAAAAUAGCAGAAGACUUAGGAAGUGGUUUGCUGUAUAUUCACCAGAGCUCUGGCCUAACUCAUGGAAACCUGAAAUCCUCCAAUGUAUUGUUAGGUUCAGAUUUCGAGUCCUGCCUAACAGAUUAUGGCCUUACUUCAUUCCGAGACCCAGAUUCACUCGAAGAGCCCAGUGCAACAUCUCUCUUUUACAGAGCUCCUGAAUGCCGUGAUAUCAGAAGACCUUCCACUCAACCUGCUGAUGUGUACAGCUUUGGUGUACUCCUCUUGGAACUCCUAACCGGAAAAACUCCCUUCCAAGACCUUGUUCAAGAACAUGGCUCUGAUAUUCCCAAGUGGGUUCGAUCAGUUCGCGAAGAGGAGACUGAAUCUGGGGAUGAUCCUGCCUCAGGCAAUGAAACGUCAGAGGAGAAACUUCUGGCUCUCUUAAACAUUUCAAUGGCUUGUGUCUCACUUGUACCUGAGAACCGGCCUACAAUGAGAGAGGUUCUUAAGAUGAUUAGAGAUGCAAGAGCUGAGGCUCAGUUAUCAUCAAACAGUAGUGACCAUUCUCCUGGGAGAUGGUCAGAUACUGUUCAAAGCUUGCCCAGAGAAGAACAUUUGAGCAUAUGAGUGGUUUACUAAACUUUUCGCCGCGUUAAAUUUAUGUUUUUUUAUUUUAUUUUUCGAUUGGAUUGAUGCAUGAUUCUUCUUUAGGUAUUGUAGAGUUCACUUGUGUAAAGUUUUCAAGAUUCAUUUUAGUCCUUGUGUUAGCCAGCUAGUGUUAUACUUUUCAGAAAAAACAAAAUGAAAAAAAAAGGGUGGGAAUGUUUUUCAUUAAUCCUUUUCUGUUGGAAUGUGUUAGGCAAACAAGCUCGGGUAACAAAUAUGGUGUUGGAAACUAUACACCAUUUGCGGUACGUAGAUUCUGAUCAGAAGCAAGGUUUUCCAAAACACUUUCAGAGUUAUUUCACACCAA